Brassica oleracea var. oleracea is the source of this 445-nucleotide messenger RNA. RefSeq names its product NADH dehydrogenase [ubiquinone] 1 beta subcomplex subunit 3-A. The coding region runs from base 32 to 247 and encodes 71 amino acids. Gene Ontology annotation, cellular component: mitochondrion. The transcript has 4 exons. The record is from RefSeq and is a predicted model, not a curated record. NCBI's taxonomy places the organism in Eukaryota, Viridiplantae, Streptophyta, Magnoliopsida, Brassicales, Brassicaceae. Gene Ontology annotation, biological process: electron transport chain; mitochondrial respiratory chain complex I assembly.
AGGAAGAAGAAGAAGAAGAAGAAGGGUGAAAAUGGCGAAACCGUUGGGAACUACGGGAGAGUUUUUCAGGAGAAGGGAUGAGUGGAGGAAGCACCCGAUGCUUUCCAAUCAGAUGAGACACGCGCUCCCUGGUCUCGGGAUCGGCGUUGGAGCCUUCUGCGUUUACCUCGUGGGUGAGCAGAUCUAUAGCAAACUCAUGGCUCCUUCUCCAUCGUCUCACCAGAAACAACCAGCCCCGUCUCACUGAGUGAUUGUUUCGAUCAUGAUGAAACCGCAGCAGAUAAAGAGCUGAGGGAUUCAAAAUUUGCCAUUUUUCUUGGUUUAUCUCAAUAAGAUGUUGAUGAAAGACAAAACUUGUAUGACAUUCUGCUAUGUGAUCUUGUUAUGUGUUGUCGUUUUGAUUAAUAAGAGUUCUAAAUCAAAUCUAUACUAUAUAAAAGUUGAG